AUGCUCGACGACACGGAGGGGACUCGAAACUACAUGGUAGCCCAGACCAUGAGAUUCAACGACGUGCUUGACGCAGAGAAGCUCCACGUGUCUUUGUCCAAGCUGUUGGAAAUUGGGGACUGGCGAAAGCUUGGGGGACGACUAAGAUUCAAGGACGACGGGAGGCUCGAGAUUCACGUUCCCAAGCAGUUCACUUCGGAGCGCCCGGCCCUUCUUUUCUCACACGACGCGUCAUGGUCUCAGAUCAGCAUCGAUGAUCAUCCUCUGGGUCGGGAUCUCCCCAGGCCGACCCAAGAACCGUCCAUCCAGCGUGGCGCGGAUGAUUUUCGUGACUUUGCGGCCAGAGCAGACAUGCCCAUGACCAUAGAGGAGAUGAUCCAUCGAGAUUUACCUCAGAUAUCUCUGCAUGUCACUUCGUUCCAAGACGCAACACUCGUUGGGUUAGUAUGGCCUCACACCUUGAUGGAUGCAUUUGGGAUCAAGGCGCUAUGGCAGUCCUGGUCUCUCGUGCUGUCCGGCAAGGACCAAGAGAUUCCACCUGUGCUUGGUGCACAUAAGGACGUGCUCUAUGAAGUUGCAGUAGGCAACGAGGAGAGCCACUUGGUGGAACAAGAAGAGUCCUGGUUUGAAAAGAACCGCCUCAAGGGCCGGGGGCUCGUCAUGUUUGUCCUGCGAUAUGUAUGGGCAGCUGUCAGGGAUCAUGGUGUAGAAAAGCGGACGAUAUACCUCCCCAGGUCGACACUUGUUCAGCUUCAGGACAAAGCAAAGGUGGAGGCUGCAGAGGUUGUCCUCAGUCAGGGCCAAAAGAGUGGCUUCAUUAGCAACGGCGAUGUGCUUAUGGCCUGGGCCGCGCGACUGGUCGCCCUGGCAGAGGCACGUCCCAAGCCAGUCACCAUCAUGGCAGCUGUUAAUGCCCGGCUCCGUCUGGCAUCUAUACUCGAGAAGCCACCUGGAAGUCAAGGUGUGUAUAUGCAGAACAUGGUCUUGGCCUGUUUCGCAUCUCUCGUCGCAGGGCUCUCACAGGGCUCUCUUGGGCCGAUUGCUUUGGAAUGUCGGCGACAUGUUGCGCAGCAAACUACAGAACGCCAGAUGAUAGGCUUGUUGCGCCUGUUCGGCAAGUUGAGAGAUAAUGGCAAGGAAGCAAAAAUGCCGUAUUGUGGAGAGUCGGACGCACUGCUCAUUCUCUGGAACGACUUGACCAAGGUUGAUCUCGUCAACGCAGCAGACUUUAGCCCUGCUGUGUUGCAUCAGGGAGCCAAGGAGGAGUCAAGAAUCAAUCCAUUGGGGACGAUGGUUUACCAUCACCUCCAACGGCUCAAGCCAAACAAAUGGAUGGGGAACACCUUCACUGUUCUGGGCAACGAUCCUGAAGGAGGUUGCUGGAUCAUGGGAAUACUGGCUCCACGAGUAUGGACUGCAUUUCAGAAGGAGUUGAGUCAGAUGUAA
Cryphonectria parasitica EP155 is the source of this 1446-nucleotide messenger RNA. RefSeq lists its product as uncharacterized. NCBI's taxonomy places the organism in Eukaryota, Fungi, Ascomycota, Sordariomycetes, Diaporthales, Cryphonectriaceae. The record is from RefSeq and is a predicted model, not a curated record. Bases 1 to 1446 code for a protein of 481 amino acids. The transcript has 3 exons.